ACUGUGUCGAAAUGCACCCGUUUAAGCGGUCCCUUGAUAAAGAAAAUGCUUGAUUCUAUGGACAAUGUCCUCUUCGAUUGUGAUGGUGUCAUCUGGCGAGGGGAUCAGGCCAUCCCUGGCACCCCUGACAUUAUCAAUCUGCUAAAGAAGAAUGGAAAGAAAGUGUUUUUCGUCACCAACAACAACACUAAAGCUAGAAAGAUGUAUGCAGACAAACUGGCUUUGAUGGGAUUCAACGUGACAGAGGAUGAUGUGUUUGGAACGGUGUACUGCUCAGCAAUGUACCUCAAAAAGGUCUCCAAACUGCAUGGCAAAGUGUAUCUCAUAGGAAGCAAUGCAAUGAGGCAGGAACUAGAGAAGGUUGGGAUCCAGCAGACAGGGGUGGGGCCUGAUCCUAUAUCAGGUGUCCAGAUGGAUUGGGCCAACAUGCCACUGGACCCUGAGGUGAAGGCUGUGGUUGUUGGGUUUGAUGAACACUUCAGUUACAUGAAACUGAACAGAGCCCUGCAGUACCUCAACAAUCCUGACUGUCUACUGGUAGGAACCAACACUGACACCAGACUGCCCCUGGAAGAAGGCAAAGCUGUCCCCGGUAACGGCUGUAUCCUGAAGGCUGUGGAGACUGCAGCCCAGCGCCAGGCCCAGACUGUGAGCAAACCCAACCACAUCAUGUAUGACUGUGUGGCCAGCCAGUUCGGCUUGGACAGCCGCCGCUGCCUCAUGGUGGGGGACCGGCUGGACACAGACUUUCUUCUGGGGUCCAACUGUGGCCUGAAGACCCUGCUGACCCUGACCGGGGUGUCCACUGUGGCUGACGCUGAGGCCCAUCAGGAGAGUGGCUGUCCGGAGCGGCUGGGGCUGGUGCCUGACUACUACGUGGAGAGAAUUUCAGAACCCCUGCCUGCUCUACAAGGAUAA
Oncorhynchus gorbuscha (pink salmon) is the source of this 918-nucleotide messenger RNA. RefSeq names its product glycerol-3-phosphate phosphatase-like. The transcript is spliced from 2 exons. The annotation marks the transcript as partial. Gene Ontology annotation, cellular component: cytoplasm. Gene Ontology annotation, molecular function: sn-glycerol 3-phosphatase activity. NCBI's taxonomy places the organism in Eukaryota, Metazoa, Chordata, Actinopteri, Salmoniformes, Salmonidae. The record is from RefSeq and is a predicted model, not a curated record.